This is a messenger RNA of Tupaia belangeri chinensis (Chinese tree shrew), 2620 nucleotides long. It is a transcript of the gene GHDC, whose product is annotated as GH3 domain containing. The transcript has 9 exons. The coding region runs from base 373 to 1998 and encodes 541 amino acids. Gene Ontology annotation, molecular function: acid-amino acid ligase activity. The record is from RefSeq and is a predicted model, not a curated record. Gene Ontology annotation, cellular component: cytoplasm. Lineage: Eukaryota; Metazoa; Chordata; Mammalia; Scandentia; Tupaiidae.
UAUUCUGGCCGGAUGUGUACUGGGACCAGAGGCACUGAAGGGCCCUGGGUGCUGGGAGAAGGCAGUAGUGGGCUGGGGCAGAUGCAUGUGGGCAUGGACCCACUGCCCCAGGCUGAGGAAGGACACAGAACUGGGACAGGGUGGAUCCUGAGAGAAAGUUAAGCCACUCGAGAGUGGACAGAGAUGUCAUCUGUUAAGCUGCCGCUAUGUGCCAGGCUCUGUGCCAAGCCCUGUCGGUGCCUUCUGAGAGAGGUAUUUUAAUUCCCAGUUCACAGAUAGGGAAACGGAGCUCAGAGCAGCUAGCUGAAUUGCCCAGCGCCGCACAGCUGACCACUGGCAGAGGGAGGAUCUGAACUCAGGAGCUGCUCUGAGAUGUUGUGGCCCCUGCUGUUCCUGCUGCUGUUCCCGCUGUUCCUCCUGCUACUGUUGCUGCUGCCACCAUUGGCUGUGCUUGGGCAGCAGCGGUCCCAAGAUGCCAGGCUGCCCUGGCUUGCUGGCCUCCAGCACCGUGUGGCAUGGGGAGUCCUGAACUGGGUAGCGGCCUGGCAGCAGUGGAGACUGGAACAGAGCACGCUGCAUGUGGGCCUGAGCCAGCAGCAAGCCCUGAAGUGGUGUCUACAGGAAGCCCGGAGUCCCCACUGUCCCCUCAGGGAGAGCACAAACCUGAGCACUUUCCGGAAUCAUCUCCCCCUGACCAAGGCUGAUCAGGCCCAGGAGGAAGAGUGUCGUGGGCAACUGCUGUCCCCCACCUCAAACCAGUACCAUGGGGAGGCCUCUCUGCAGGUAAACCAGGCCACCUUGUUGGGUCUGGUAGCCCUAAACAAGGCCUACCCAGGAGUGCUGGCUCCAGGAGGCACCGCCCGAGUGACCUCUACAUCCCCUUGGCCCAGCCCCCUCCCCUGGCCUGGCCAUGCCCUGGGCCAUGUUAGCCCCCCUGAAGCCAAGGACCCUGGGGCCCUGCUGCUGGAGGCGCUGAGGUCCCCAGGGCUGAGGGCACUGGAAGCCGGGACUGCAGUUGAACUCCUGGACGUCUUCUUCGGCCUGGAGGCGGAUGGCGAAGAGCUGGCAGAGGCAAUAGCUGCUGGGAACCCGGGAGCGCCUCUCCCUGGACGGGCAGCGGAGCUGCGGGAGGCCCUAGAGCAGGGCCCCCGGGGACUGGCCCUUCGGCUCUGGCCAAAGCUGCAGGUGGUGGUGACACUGGAUGCGGGAGGCCAGGCCGAGGCUGUGGCUGCGCUCGGGGCCUUGUGGUGCCAAGGCCUAGCCUUCUUCUCUCCCGCCUACGUUGCCUCUGGAGCGGUGGUGGGCCUAAACCUAUGGCCAGAGCAGCCCUGUGGGCUCUACCUUCUGCCCCCUGGAGCCCCCUUUAUUGAGCUGCUCCCAGUCCAGAAUGGAGCCCAGGAGGAGGCUGCCUCUACCUUCCUUCUGGCCAAGGCCCAGAAGGGCAAGGAGUACGAGCUGGUGCUGACUGACCACGGCAGCCUGACCAGAUGCCGCCUGGGUGAUGUGGUACAGGUCGCUGGCACCCAUAAUCAGUGUCCAGUUGUCAGGUUCAUCUGCAGGCUGGGCCAGGCCCUGAGUGUGCGAGGAGAAGACAUUGGUGAGGACAUGUUCUCUGAGGCCCUGGGCCGGGCUGUGGGGCAGUGGCCAGGGGCCAAGCUAUUGGACCAUGUCUGUGUGGAGAGCCGUGUUCUGGAUUCCUCCGAGGGCUCCGCUCCCCACUAUGAGGUGUUUGUGGAGCUGAGAGGGCUGAGGAAUCUGUCAGAGGAAAAUCGAGACAAGCUUGACUACUGCCUUCAGGAAGCCUCUCCCCACUACAAGUCCCUGCGGUUCCGGGGCAGCGUGGGGCCUGCCAGAGUCCACCUGGUGGGCCGGGGGGCCUUCAAAGCACUGCGGGCAGCCCUGGCUGCCGAUCCCUCAUCCCCCUUUCCUCCUGAGAUGCCACGAGUCCUUCGGCACAGGCACCUGGCCCAGUUCCUGCAGAGGAAGGUGGUGUCCUGAGCCUGCCCACUUUUCCUGCUCCCCUCACUUAUUCCUCUGGGCCUCUCCAGAUGGCCAGUCCUUGGCCAGGGUCUCUGACUCUGUGUCCCCUGACAUUUGGCCAUCAGACACUGAAUCUUAGGGAGGCCUUAGCCUCAUUGACCAGUUCUGACACUUCAGGGAUGUAGCUGAGGCCAGCAGUGCCGUACCCAUAGAUGCCGCUCGGCCAGCCUGGGGAAUGCUGCUGGAGCACGCCCCCACCCCUGACAGCUGUCUCUGUCUGUGUCUCAGCUGAUGGUGCCCUCGGCCUCAGUGGGAUGCUUGGCCAAGGCACUGGGAUGGCUCGAGGUGUGUGUUGGGGGUUAAUGUCCCCAGGAGCCACCCAUAGUCAAAAAUGAACAGGAGUUAAAAAAAAAAAAAAAAGAAAAAGAACAGGAGUUGAUGAAUAAAGACCUCAGCUUCAUUGUCCCAGAGUGGGACAGUUUCAAAGUGUAUCCCCCAGGGCUCUGAGUCUCCAGCAGGAUGAAGCCCAGCUGCACCGCAGUAACCCACCCUCACUGUGCUUCUCACCAGUUCUCCCCAAUGCUUCACUACCUCUGAUGCUUCCUGGGAUCAGCUCUCAAAUAAACCCCUUGCACUCAGA